Molecule: messenger RNA, 683 nt
Organism: Neltuma alba
Lineage: Eukaryota; Viridiplantae; Streptophyta; Magnoliopsida; Fabales; Fabaceae
Product: kunitz-type trypsin inhibitor alpha chain-like
Exons: 1
Coding region: 1-600 (199 amino acids)
Molecular function (GO): endopeptidase inhibitor activity
Source: RefSeq, a predicted model, not a curated record
AUGAAGAAUAUUGUGUUGCCUCUGCAUCCCUUCAUCUUGUUCUGCCUCUUUCUCUUUGCCUUGCCCACAAGUAAUCUUGCCCAAGAAUUACUCGAUGCGGAUGGCGACAUUUUAAUAAAUGGAGGUUCCUACUACAUACUUCCAGCUUUCGGAGGAAAAGGUGGUGGCCUUGAACUUGCCAGGACUGAAGGCGACACCUGCCCUCUCACCGUCGUCCAAGCUCGCUCCGAGACUUCUAGGGGCUUGCCGGCGGCAAUCUGGACCCCCCCUCGAAUUGCUUUUCUUUCAUCGCACUUUUACCUCAACAUUGAAUUCGAACCGAAAAAUUCAUCCGCCUGCCACCCCCAUGAAUCUAGAUUACGGUGGGAGGUUGAAGAAGAAUCGCAACAAGUGAAGAUUGCAUCCGAGGAUAAACAACCCGUCGUCUCUGGGCGAUUUCAAAUCCGGCCAUAUGGAGAUGACUACAAGCUUGUUUACUGUGGAGGUAAUAGAGAUGCCUGUAAGGAUCUGGGCAUUUCCAUUGACGAUGAGAACAAUAGACGUUUGGUUGUGAAGAAUGGAGACCCACUCGCAGUUCGGUUCGUGAAGGCUAAUCGCUGAGGCGACUACGCCGGAAUGAGCGUUGUUUGAUGAUCGAUCAUCUCUCUCGCUUUUGCUUUUCCUUGCUUUUUAAAGCUUAUAUA